AUACAAAUUAAAAACUAUUGAAACUCAAAGUUUGUGACUUAGAAAAGUCAAACUCUUUAUUUAUUUAUCUUGAAAAGAGGAAUUCCUCUUUUUAUUCCAUAGCCAGGAGAGCAAACUAGUGGGAAAGCUGCAAUUCAGCCAAAAAAAAUAAAAGAAAUAAAAAAACACAAACACUUCCUUAGCCUAAAAAUUUCUGGAGCUGAUAAUAAAAUUUCUUCAUCAGUAUGGUGAAGGUGGAACUCCAAAAAUGGGUAUAUGGAUUGGUGUGUUUUAUGCUUCUUGUUUUAAUGAGAACAAAAGGCUGCAUGGUAAAUAUCACUUUUGUUGAGGGUGCUGUGGGCAAAGGAGCAGUAUGUUUGGAUGGGAGUGCACCAGCAUACCAUUUGGACAGAGGAUCUGGGGAUGGAGUUAACAAUUGGUUAAUUCAUUUUGAGGGAGGAGGAUGGUGCAAUAAUGUCACUACUUGCCUCGAACGUAGAGACACUAAUUUGGGAUCUUCCACAAGAAUGGAAAAACAGGUUGCUUUUGAAGGGAUUCUCAGUGACCUCGCCAUAAGAAAUCCGGACUUUUACAACUGGAACCGAGUCAACGUUAGAUAUUGUGACGGGUCGUCCUAUACUGGUGAUGUUGAAGCAGUGAAUCCUAAAACCAACCUUCACUUCAGAGGUGCAAGAGUGUUUGUAGCUGUGAUAGAGGAAUUAUUAGCUAAUGGAAUGAAAGAUGCAAAAAAUGCUUUAUUGUCUGGAUGUUCAGCCGGAGGAUUAACUUCUAUAUUGCAUUGUGACAAGUUUAAAGGCCUCCUCCCGCCGAGUGCUACAGUAAAAUGUCUUGCAGAUGCUGGCUACUUUAUCAAUGUGUUAGAUAUUUCUCGUACCCCACACAUUGAACAGUUCUAUGACGACGUUGUCACAACUCAUGGAUCAGCCAAUAGUUUGCCCAGUUUAUGUACAUCAAAGAUGAAGGCAGGUUUGUGUUUUUUCCCUCAAAACAUGGCACGAUAUACCGAAACACCUCUUUUCCUAGUCAAUUCGGCUUAUGAUGUCUGGCAGAUAUGGAACAUUUUGGUUCCUGAUGUUGCCGACCGGCAGGGGACAUGGCUUAGCUGUAAGCUUGACUCCGAGAAGUGCUCCGAUGCUCAGCUUCAAACACUACAUGGGUUUAGAUUGGAGUUUUUGAAGGCAUUAGAUGGACUCGGCCCUGCUUCAUCUAGAGGAUACUUCAUCAACUCGUGUUUCGCGCAUUGUCAAACAGAAGCCCAAGAGACAUGGCUUGCUAAAGACUCCCCUACGUUGAAUGGCACGGUAAAGCUUAUGUUUAGCCUAUUAGAACUACUUGGGUCCACCCUAACUCUACGUUAGUAUGAUAUUGUCAGCACUGCACCAAACCCUCACGGGUUUGUUUUUGAACACCUCUCCCAAGAGGCAAGUGUCAUCAUACUAAUAGAGAUGGGCGAUCUUUAAAUUAUAAGUUCAUGUUCAUUUGCAAGCGCGACGCAACUAACUUGACCGUGACUAUCCGUUACAUUUACAAAGUGUAUUGAUAAUUCUUUUAUUAUUCCGUACGAAUAAUAAAUCAAACAGAUGACAUCACCAACUAUAUAUAAACACACGGCCAUUUCUCAACCUGCCUAAUUCGACUCAUUUAAAAAAAUUGGAGCAGAGAGAAAGAGAAGACAGUUGGAGUUGAUCACGAGUAGAAUUGGAGGAGGAAGAUCAGAUUAAUGCAAUUGCUGAUGAAGGUUGGUUAAGAUAAAUUAAUUGCCUCUGAUAUUCAAUUUUCCUAAUCUGUUUUCUCAACUCAUAUUUCGUAAUCAGUUUAAUUUCAUCAUUGAUUUGGAAGUGGUUACAUUGAUUGAUAUGAGAAUAUUUAAUAUCUUCAUUAGCAAGUUAGUCGGUCAGUGUUGAUUUUGAAGUAUUUUAAUUAUGAGACUGAUUGUCUUCAUUUUGCAUUGUUGAUUGAUUAUAGUGGAAUUUCAUCAUUAUACUAGACUAAUAAUAGGUUGGUCUAAUACAUUCUCUUGAUUAGCAUGGCAAAUUGAUCAAGAAUGUCAUUUCAAUUUGAAAAUUUUAGACAUAUCGAAAACAAACUUUGUAAGUUUCA
Molecule: messenger RNA, 2100 nt
Organism: Cuscuta campestris
Lineage: Eukaryota; Viridiplantae; Streptophyta; Magnoliopsida; Solanales; Convolvulaceae
Source: the annotation of a GenBank genome assembly